This is a messenger RNA of Helobdella robusta, 717 nucleotides long. RefSeq lists its product as hypothetical. The record is from RefSeq and is a predicted model, not a curated record. The transcript is spliced from 5 exons. Bases 1 to 717 code for a protein of 238 amino acids. Gene Ontology annotation, cellular component: plasma membrane. NCBI's taxonomy places the organism in Eukaryota, Metazoa, Annelida, Clitellata, Rhynchobdellida, Glossiphoniidae.
AUGGUUACCCUGGCAAACUACAUAGGAUGCUAUGCUGGUACGCGUCUUAUUGAGAGUCAGACCACUGAAUCAUUUCUCGCGUGCUCGAUACAUUGUUUACACAAACCUUUUUUCGGAUUUCAAGGCAAACAAUCGUGUGUUUGUGUACAUGUUCUUGGGACCAAGGUAAGCCCAAGUAAAUGUAACGUAACUUGUUUUGAUGGCAAGGCAUGUGGCGGAAAAAGUCAUAUCUCAGUAUACGGAAAUGAAAAAUGUCCAGCAAGCAUUAUUUUAAAAAUAGAAGUAAGAGGUUGCAGGGAGAACAAUGGCGGAUGUGGUGAGCAAAUCUGUUUUGAGGCGGGGCCUGACAAUGGGGAAGGGGCUGAAAUCAGAUGCUACCCGCCUGAUGAGAACUUUUUUAUGUCGUCAGAAGUUGUCGUUGAAAGAAACAUGAAUUACAAAGGUUGUUUUGCUAAAAUGCAUUCGAGCAAAGAGUUGAAAAUUGAAUCGGUAAAUUCAUGCUUAGAAUAUUGUAAAGAAACAUUCUUCUACGGCAUGAAGAAUAGUGACACCUGCUCUUGUGCAAAGACCGUGGAACACGAGGUUAGUGCUGAAAGAUGCAAUAAACUUUGCUCGGAUGGAUUUUCGUGCGGAGGCAGUUCUUUCUACUCUGUUUAUGCCAGUAAAACCUCCAUUAUUAUAACUAUUUUUCAAAAUCUGAAGGAUCAUAUUAUUUAA